UUCCUCUUGGUGCCGAUCGGCUUCGAGCCUCCGAACUCGCGACGAUACUAGCUAGCUACUAGCUCUCCCCCGUCCUCGCUUCCCUUCCCAACACCACCGCGGAGAAAGGCUUGGGCGCUUCCUCUCCUCCGGCCGAUGGAGAACGAGCCGCCGCCGGCGCCAGGCGGCGUCAGCCUCGACCUGCGCCUCGACGACCUCUCCCCCCGCCGCCGCCGCCCGCCGGGGGAGGCCUUCGCCUGCAACUACUGCCACCGCCGGUUCUACAGCUCGCAGGCGCUGGGCGGCCACCAGAACGCGCACAAGCUCGAGCGCACGCUCGCCAAGCGCAGCCGGGACAUCCUCGCCGCCCCCGCGCCGCCGCCGUCACCGCCCGCCGUCCUCCUCCCCGCGGCGCCGGAAGGCAGCAACAGGGACGGCUUCCUGCUGCCGGCGGCGUAUGGCGCCACGUGGUCCGCGGGCGCGGAGGACGCCACGGCUCUGCAGGCGGCGGCGGCGGCGACACCGAGCGUCGUGAUGGACAUGGCGGGCUGGGGGGCUGAGGCGGCCGACGGCGGCUGCGGACGCCUCGGCGUCGGCCUCGGCCACGGCCGGAACGGCGAGGAGAUCGACCUGUCGCUCAAGCUCUGAUCGAUCAGAAGAUAUUCAGAUCAGAUGCUUAGCUUGCUGAGUUUCUUCAUUAGUUGUUGCAUCUGUCCUGUCGUACGCCCAAUUUAUCUCUCUCUCUCUCUCCGGCCAAUUCGCUGCAAGUAGCCUUAGCUAAUUAAUUGCUUGCUGCAUGCCCCACUCUUUGAUCAGGUGCUCUAAGCUUUGACUAGCUAAUGAGCUAGCAUAUAUAGUCGCUACACAACUGCUGAAACAACUAAUGAACCUCAAUCUACAUAUAGCUAGGCCUCUCCAUAUAUAUGGUCUCAUUUAUAUUUUUAUAUUCUACCUAUAAGUAUCAUCUAUCAUGGACAUCAUGCUUAUAUAUUUCCUUCAUGCUCAAAAUUGUUUGCA
Messenger RNA from Panicum virgatum (switchgrass), 996 nucleotides. RefSeq lists its product as uncharacterized. Gene Ontology annotation, biological process: negative regulation of abscisic acid-activated signaling pathway. NCBI's taxonomy places the organism in Eukaryota, Viridiplantae, Streptophyta, Magnoliopsida, Poales, Poaceae. The record is from RefSeq and is a predicted model, not a curated record. The transcript has a single exon. Bases 136 to 627 code for a protein of 163 amino acids.